AGAUAUACAAUACAUAAAAGAAAGAUUAAUUUUUCAAAGAAUUCUGAUAAACUUGCACCGCGUAGGAAUAGACCUACUUGACGUGGCUGGCGAAGUGUCGGCAAUAGUUGAAGUUGGCAAUUUUCUUGCAGUUAUAGAAUAAAGUGACUUGAAAAUGGUGCUGCUAGCAGCAGCUGUUUGUAACAAGGGCGGGAAAGCCAUUAUUUCCCGUCAGUUUGUUGAAAUGAACAGAUCUAGAAUUGAAGGUCUUUUGGCAGCAUUUCCCAAGCUGAUGAACACUGGUAAACAACACACGUUUGUUGAGACAGACAGUGUCAGAUAUGUGUACCAACCUUUAGAGAAACUGUACAUGCUUCUAAUUACCACAAAAGCCAGCAAUAUCCUUGAGGAUCUGGAGACACUAAGACUGUUUGCUAGAGUUAUUCCAGAAUACUGCCGAAAUUUGGAUGAGUCUGAUAUUGUGGAUCAGGCUUUCCAGUUGAUAUUUGCGUUUGAUGAAAUCGUUGCUUUAGGCUAUAGAGAAAAUGUAAACUUGGCACAGAUUAGAACAUUUACAGAGAUGGAUUCACACGAGGAGAAGGUGUUCUUAGCUGUCAGACAGACACAAGAGAAGGAAGCAAAGGACCAGAUGAGAAAGAGAGCAAAGGAGUUGCAGCGACAGAGACAGGAGGCGGAGAAAAGUGGGCGUGCCCCAUCUGGGUUUGGAGGCGGAGGAUUUGGCAGUUCGUCAUUCAAUAGAGGUGAUAGAGGUGAUUCAGCAACUAUCAUAGAUACCACACCAUCAGAACCUACAAAACCAUCAUACCAAGCACCAAGAAUUCAUGUACGAAUAGAGGAAAAUAUCUCAGUAACAGCUGGUAGAGAUGGUGGCUUACAGAGUUUAGAAUUACAUGGUAUAAUCAAGCUGAAAAUAAACGAUGAGAAGAUGGCUAGAGCUAUUCUAAACAUUGCAAAUAAUGACAAAAAAGGUGUACAGAUGCAGACUCAUCCAAACAUAGACAAGAAAUUAUUUGCAUCUCAAUCAGUAAUAGGACUGAAGAAUCAGGAUAAACCAUUCCCUGUUGGGCAGGAUAUAGGAGUGCUCAAGUGGAGGUUAAGUACACAAGAUGAAUCUUUCAUGCCAUUGUCCAUUAAUUGCUGGCCCAAUGAGAGUGGUAAUGGCUGUGAUGUAAACAUAGAAUAUGAACUUGAACAACCAAAUCUUGAACUAAAUGAUGUCCUUAUUUCAAUACCUAUACCAUCUGGAGUCGGUGCCCCGGUUGUAGGUGACUGUGAUGGCGAGUAUAACUACGACAGUCGGAAAAACGUGUUACAGUGGAAUUUAACGGUCAUCGAUUCAUCAAACAAGUCAGGUAGCAUGGAGUUUAGUGUUGGCGGUCAUCCAGAUGAUUUCUUCCCAGUCAAUGUAUCAUUUGUUUCAAAGAAAUCAUACUGUGAUAUACAGAUUACAGACAUAAAACUAUUGGAGGAUGACUCAUCUGCUAAAUAUUCAUCGGAAGUCUGUUUUUAUGUUGACAAGUAUGAAAUAGUGUAACACAAAACCACUCAACUACUUUAUAUAUUUAUUGGAAGAAAAACAGUUUAAAAACACAAGCAACAAGAAAUUAUGUAACUGGUGAUGAUUGAAUGGAAAUGGGAAAACAAACAAGAUCUUUUAAUCAAGUGUUGAACUGAAAUAAAUAAGCUUGUUAUAAGAAAGAUUCUUUAGUAUAAAUUUUUGCCACAAGAAAUUAUGUAACACAGUAUGAUUGCAUGAAACUGGCAAAACAAAGGAAUCUUUUAACAAAGUGCUGAGCUGAAACUAAUUAGAAAAUAGCUUAUUUACAAGAAAGCUCGUUAAGUAAAAUUUUGCAAAAAAAAAAAAAUUUGGUUAUAUUUCCAGAGUCAUUGUGUUUAAUCCUAUUUGAUCAGUAAAAUUUUAGACAAAAAAACAAAACAAACUAUUUAGUUCCUUCUCCAGAGUCAAGUUUGCUUAAGUCCAUUUGAAAGAUCAUGCAUUUGAUGUAGGAGUGAUUUAAGUGUUCAAAAGUGUAAAAACUGUACUGAAUAUGAUUCAGUGUUGUUUUAAAAAUAGGCAUUGAAGUGCAUCAGGGGGGAUAAGCAAAGGGGGGGGGGGUGUAUUUGUGCCAGAUUGAAAGUGUGUUUGUUGUUUGGAUGUUAUAGGGGGGAUAAUAUGUUUCGUAAUUGAACAUAUUUGUGUCUAUUUGUUGGCUAUUUCAGAGUAUAUUAUAUAUUUAAAAAAAAAAUUUGUCAUUCAUUGAAUUGCUAUCAUCAUUUAUAUGUAAAGACAUAUUUACAGAAUGUUGAUGUAUUUUGACUAUAAGCUGCUCUACCUUUGACAGAUUUGUAUGAAAUUUGUCAUACAGUGUUUUAACCCUGGAUUAUUUAAACAUACUUUAUUAUACUAAUGCAGUGUGAGACAAUGAGCUUGUAAUUCUUUACAAGAUAAGAACAUAGUUUCUAAUGUAUAUCACUCACGUAUGUUUUCAAUUUCAGAUGUAGUUUUUUUAGCUGUCUAAUUCUGUCAUUAUUUGCUUGUAUUUGAUUUCUUUCUAUAGAGAGCGACACUUGUUCAUGAGAAAGAAGUCAAUUGUUCUUUAUAACCUAAAGGAGACUUUGUGGGUUUGCAUUCUUAAGUAAUUGUUUAAUUGCAACUCUGCGGUUUUGGCCAUCUUUACACCAGUGAAGAAGUAUGCAUACUGAAAUUGUAGAUUAAGAGUUAUAAACAUAAUCAUUAAUGGAUAGUCAAUGUUCUGCUCUCUCUAUUACUAAAGAACCUCCAUAUGCCCCUACAUGCCAUGUGGCAAAAAUGUUAAUUAAUGUAUGUUCUUUUGAAAUGAUUUUAUGUUUCUGUUAAGGAAAUGGUUCAGUGAAGCAUUAAUAUUAAGGUUGUCAAUAUUCUAUUUCAUAUUAUUUAUACAUUUGUUAGGUUAUAUUUAAACUGCACCAACUCUGAAUAAUUUUCUUGUUUUUAGAACCAUUCUUAAGUUCUGAUAAAAAUUUAAUCACAAUACAUGUUGUUUAUGGACUGUCGAUAAUUAAACAUUUUUAAAGUGACAUUAUGCAUAUUCAAGGGUAUAUAGUUAAUAGUUUGACACAAUUCCUUUCAGUUUAUAAUUAUCUCUGCAUGAAUCACAAAUAACUCAUGUAGUCCAAGAAAACAUCUGUAAAUGUCCGUUAGAAUUUACCUGUAACGUUCAAUUUAUAUAAAGAAUGGGGCCGUUUGCGUAUAUGAUUGGCAGAAUUAUUACAUUAUAUCCUAAACAUUUCCUCUCAUCAACUGUUGGAUCAAUCGUAUAACAGGCAAUCUUAAAUAUACAGUAUAGUCAAUUCAGUGCAAUUUGACAAUGAAAAAAUGAGCAUAAUGUCACCUUAAAUUGUACGUUGAGGAGAAACAUCAAGCGCUUAGCUGGUCAUAAUGGGACUCAAUUGUGAAAUUUUCAAAAAAAAAAAGAUCUAAUUAUUGACUAUCCUGCUACACAGCACAUUCUGUUAAAGUCUGAUUCUGGCAUGAAACAAGGUUAAGUAACCAUGAAUUGUGUUAAGUGUGUUUGUAAUAAAAUGAGUAAUAUUUCUCCAUUUUCCUUGAGUUGUGUCCCUUGAACUUGACAUUCAAAAUAUACAUAAUCUGACACCGAUUGUUAAUUUAUCUGUUGGCAAUUUGUUUAUUAACUGUUGUACCAGUUUUUUUUCUGUGCAUUCGAUUGAUUUGCUACCAAAAACAAAAUACUUAAAUUGUUGAGAUAUUCAAUGGCCUAGAAAAACAGUGGAACUGUUUUUUAACAGGAUUUUUUUUUUACCCAUGUUAGUAAAAAUAUGUUUCCAGAGGCCAUUAUUGUGCUGUGUAUUUCAUUCAUUUGAUUAACUUAAAGGUGUUUGUGACCUGAGCCAUAUACUAAAAUCACUUGUUUUCAUAUUUGUCCCGGUAUAAAGAAUUUCACACUGCAAUAUAGUACAUAGCUUCAUUGUUGAAAAAGUUGCCAAAAUAACCUAAAUGAAAAUGGUAACUUAUAAUAUAUUAACUUUAAUAGGAACUUGUUUUCAGUGUACUAAUAUGUUACCUUACAUGUACAAUGUAUGUGGUUUAUUCAAUUUAAUUGUUGAUGGAAUACUGGACUGAGAUUUGGUAUUUCAGCAUUUGUUUACAUAUUGAAUGAGGGUGAUGAAAAAAAAUUGUGCUUUACUGAUGGACAUGAUUUAUAAAUAUUUAAAUGAUAUGUACAUAAUAGAAAUAAAUAAAAAAAAUAUUGUACAGAUCUGUCAA
Molecule: messenger RNA, 4264 nt
Organism: Ruditapes philippinarum (Manila clam)
Lineage: Eukaryota; Metazoa; Mollusca; Bivalvia; Venerida; Veneridae
Product: coatomer subunit delta-like
Exons: 10
Coding region: 155-1534 (459 amino acids)
Biological process (GO): Golgi localization; endoplasmic reticulum to Golgi vesicle-mediated transport; retrograde vesicle-mediated transport, Golgi to endoplasmic reticulum
Cellular component (GO): cytosol; COPI vesicle coat
Source: RefSeq, a predicted model, not a curated record